Molecule: messenger RNA, 1056 nt
Organism: Caenorhabditis sp. 36 PRJEB53466
Lineage: Eukaryota; Metazoa; Nematoda; Chromadorea; Rhabditida; Rhabditidae
Source: the annotation of a GenBank genome assembly
AUGUCGCUCGUCGCAGGCUACGCCGCCUGCACCCUCGGGGCCCUCUCCAUGCUCCUAUGCGUCUCGCUCGUUCCGCAGAUCUACCAGCAGGUCUCGAUGCUCCGCGACGAGCUUACCACCGAAAUGGAGGCGUGGAGACUCGAGUCCGACCAGCUCUACAUGGACAUGCAAAAGUUUGGCCGUGUCCGUCGUCAGGCUUACGGAGGAUACGGAGGAUACGGAAGCGGACCGUCUGGACCAUCAGGACCAUCGGGACCACACAGCGGAUUCCCAGGAGGACCACAGGCAGGAUUCCCGGGUGGAACCCCAGGAUCUUCGAACCCACCGACUCUUCCAGGAGUGAUCGGAGUGCCACCAUCGGUCACCGGACACCCGGGAGGCUCCCCGAUCAACCCAGACGGAUCCCCGUCCGCCGGACCCGGAGACAAGUGCAACUGCAACACCGAAAACUCGUGCCCAGCCGGACCAGCUGGACCAAAGGGAACCCCAGGACAUGACGGACCAGACGGAAUCCCAGGAGUUCCAGGAGUCGACGGAGAGGACGCCGACGACGCGAAGGCCCAGACCCAGCAGUACGAGGGAUGCUUCACGUGCCCGGCCGGCCCACAAGGACCACCCGGAUCGCAAGGAAAGCCAGGAGCCCGUGGAAUGCGCGGAGCCCGCGGACAAGCCGCCAUGCCAGGAAGAGACGGAUCCCCAGGAAUGCCAGGAUCGCUCGGACCAGUUGGACCACCAGGAGCCGCCGGAGAGGAGGGACCGACCGGAGAGCCAGGAGCCGACGUCGAGCACCAGAUCGGACUCCCAGGAGCCAAGGGAACCCCGGGAGCACCGGGAGAGUCUGGAGACCAGGGAGAGCAGGGAGACCGCGGAGCGACCGGAAUCGCCGGACCACCAGGAGAGCGCGGACCGCAGGGAGACAAGGGAGACGACGGACCGAACGGAGCCGCCGGAAGCCCCGGAGAGGAGGGAGAGCCGGGACAGGACGCCCAGUACUGCCCGUGCCCGCAGAGAAACACGAACAGCGCCGUCUCCGGAAACCAGGGAUACAGACAAUAA